Molecule: messenger RNA, 2095 nt
Organism: Candoia aspera
Lineage: Eukaryota; Metazoa; Chordata; Lepidosauria; Squamata; Candoiidae
Product: radial spoke head protein 6 homolog A-like
Exons: 6
Coding region: 1-2067 (688 amino acids)
Biological process (GO): cilium assembly; cilium movement involved in cell motility; axoneme assembly
Cellular component (GO): axoneme; radial spoke
Source: RefSeq, a predicted model, not a curated record
AUGGCAGAGCCCCCCAGAGAACCGCAGGGGCCCGAAUAUGCGGAAAGCCGCCAGCCCCCCAGCCGGAACCAGCCGGACGCAGAAGCGAGUCAGCCGCCGGGCCAGGCACCUGCUCAGCCCCUGCGGAGCACCCCCUACCAGCCCGAGCAGCCGCGGCUGAGCGCUUACGAGCAGCAGGAAGGCCGGGGCACCAUGUACCAGCCCCAGCAGGCCAGAGGCGCCCUUUUUCAUUCGAGGGGCGGCAUCCCCGAUUCGAGGGGCGGCGUGUCUUGGCAGCAGCCGCAGCCGAUCGAGAAGGGGAAUGUUCAACUGCCCUCCAACGCCGCCGGAGGCGCGCUUCCGGAUCAGGGACCUCUGCCGGGGCCGGGGAGUAUUCCUGCCUCGGCGACCAGAAGCAGCCAGAACCUGCAGUCUGAAAGCGGAGGCCACGGCCCUUAUCAGCCCCAUGAACCUGGCUACCUGUCUCAGCUGGGCAUGAUGAGCUUAUAUGAAGACCAGCUUCCAGACCCGGGCCCUCGGGCUCUGGCGAUCAACAGUGCCAAAGCCUACCUCUUGAAAACGAGCGUCAAAACGGGCGUGAGCUUGUAUGAUCAUCUUGCUGACAUGUUGGCAAAGAUUCUAGAAGAGCGGCCCAAAAAUCCAGCAGAUAUAAUUGAGAACAUCAGUAAGGAUGUAAAGUGUGCUCGGUUCCAGAAGAAACUGGACACCCUCCGAGAUGAAUUUGAAAAACAUCCAACAUUUGAAGUUGCUGAAAUGUACAAGACUCUGUUCCAGAGGGUUGGUGGUGAUGGCACAGAUCAAGAACCAGAAGAGGAAUCGCCAGACACUCCUCUACCCAAUGUAAUGGAGAUAGCCUACUAUUUUGAACAGGCUGGAAUUGGUUUGAGCUUGGAAGAAUACUAUCACAUAUUACUUGCCCUCAAACAACUGCUUGCCACUCAUCCAAUCCAGACCUGUCGCUUCUGGGGCAAGAUCCUUGGCAUCGAAGCAAACUAUAUUGUAGCUGAAGUUGAUUUCCGUGAAGGAGAAGAAGAGGAAGAAGCAGAGGAAGAAGAAACUCUUGAGGAAGGAUUAAGAGAGGGAACUGAGGUCAGGGAUGACGACGAAGAAGAAGAUGAAGAAAAAGAUGAGCCACCAAAACCCAACUAUAAGCCACCGCCAAUAAUACCAAAAGAGGAUUAUCGGACAGGGGCUAAUAAAUACACUUAUUUUGUUUGCACUGAACCAGGCAAGCCAUGGGUGAAAUUACCACAUGUGACCCCUGAUCAGAUAGUGAAUGCCAGGAAAAUUAAGAAGUUCUUUGUUGGAAAGUUAGAUGCCCCCAUUGUGAGCUACCCACCUUUCCCAGGCAAUGAGGCCAAUUAUCUGAGAGCACAGAUUGCCCGCAUUUCAGCAGCAACACAGGUCAGUCCACUCGGGUUUUAUCAGUUUGGAGAAGAAGAAGGGGAUGAAGAAGAAGAAGGCGGAGCUGGAAGAGACAGUUAUGAAGAAAAUCCUGACUUUGAACCCAUUCCUGUGCCAGAGAUGUUGGAAACCCUUUCCAACUGGGUGCAUCAUGUACAGAAUAUUUUAAAACAGGGGCGCUGUACCUGGGUUAAUCCCUAUCAAAAGUCAGAGGAAGAAGAGGAAGAGGAGGAUGAAGAAGAGAAACCAGAUGAGCAAGAGGAGUUACAAGAAACAGGACCUCCACUUCUCACGCCACUGUCUGAUGAUGCAGACAUUCAAAACAUCCCUCCGUGGUCUACUGAAGCUUCAACACAUUUAAUUCCUCAAUAUGCCCUUGCUGUCCUUCAAGCUAACUUGUGGCCUGGCGCAUACUCCUUUGCUACUGGAAGGAGAUUUGAUAACAUCUACAUUGGCUGGGGUCACAAAUACAGUCCAGAUAAUUUCAGCCCUACAUUGCCACCCCCAGUGCAGAGCGAAUAUGUUACUGGACCUGAAGUCACAGAAUCACUUGAUCCAACUGUGGAAGAAGAGCUUGCGCUCAAGGCUGCACAAGAGGAGGCAUUGGACGCAGAAGAAAUGGAAGAGAUGGAGGAGGAGGAAGACGAGGAUGAGGAUGAUUAAGCUCUAAAGAGCUAUGAUAGUUGUAGUA